This is a messenger RNA of Cricetulus griseus (Chinese hamster), 951 nucleotides long. The record is from RefSeq and is a predicted model, not a curated record. NCBI's taxonomy places the organism in Eukaryota, Metazoa, Chordata, Mammalia, Rodentia, Cricetidae.
AUGUCCAAUGUCACUGCAAUAACUGGAUUCAUCCUUAUGGGGUUCUCUGAUAUCCAGGACUUACAGACCUUAUGUGGAGUAUUUUUCCUUGUGAUGUACUUGGCAGCCCUAAUAAGUAACCUGAUCAUCAUCACUCUUAUCACCCUUGACCUGCAGCUUCAAACACCUAUGUACUUCUUCCUGAAGAAUUUGUCUAUGUUGGAUGCCUUAUUUGUGUCUGUUCCAAUCCCAAAUUACUUUGUCAACAGCUUAACAUACAACAAUUCCAUUUCCAUUAUUGGAUGUAUCUUCCAAGUAUUUUUAACGACUUCAUUUGCAGCAGGAGAAGUAUUUAUCCUGACAGUUAUGUCCUAUGACCGCUAUGUGGCCAUUUGUAGUCCCCUGUACUAUCAAGCCAUAAUGAGUAGUGAUACUUGUGUGCUUAUGGUGGCUGUUUCCUGGACUAUUGGGGUAAUGAUUGGAGCCAUAUAUACAGCUGGCACAUUUUCUAUGCCUUUCUGUGGCUCUAAUGUGAUACCACAGAUUUUUUGUGAUAUUCCCUCAUUGCUAAGGAUGUCAUGCUCCAAAACACUUGUGGUAAUUUAUUCAAGUCUUGGAAUUGGUGUUUGUAUAGGCGUUUUCUGCUUUAUCUGUGUUGUGAUCUCUUACUCUUACAUUUUCUCCACUGUGCUUAAGAUUCCUACUACUAAAGGUCAGUCCAAAGCAUUUGCCACAUGCAUCCCCCACCUCACUGUUUUCACUCUUUUCAUUGCUACAGCUUGCUUUGUCUACGUGAAGCUACCCUCACAUGUGCCAUCAAUUACAGACAGGGUGUUUUCUGUGUUAUAUACUGUGUUACCUCCAACACUAAACCCUCUGAUCUACAGCCUGAAGAACACUGAUGUCAAGUGUGCUCUGAGAAGGUUGCAGCAAAAUCUCUGCCCAAGGGGUUCACUCCAUGUUACACCUUAA